UUGAACAUCGCUGACUGAACUUUGCUUGCGGAAAUCUGCAAGCUUACUGUGCAUUGUCAACCUCUUCAGUAUGUCGAGCCUGCUUCGCCAAAAUGCCAAACAAAGACUCCUGGACAAAACUUACGAACAGUACAGAAAACCCGGUUGUAAUUUGGGGAUGAAGCGUGACCAAAUAAAAACCCUCCACAAAGCCAAAGGCCAGUCUCUUGGCGCUGUUGAAAAGACAAGAAACCUGUCAACGUUUAAACAACAGUUUACAUACGAAACCUUGAUAGCAAUGGCAAUACGAAAUUCGCCAAAUAAGGCUCUAACCGUGGCAGAGAUUCAUGCGAACAUUGCAGAGAUUUAUCCCUACUUCAAAACAUUUCCAGGCAGUUUGAAAGCGAGCAUUGUCCGCACAUUAUCGACUCGCAAUUGUUUUGUAAGGCUCGGAGAACCUUGUCAAAAUUAUUGGACUUUUACGAAUCUUGGGAGAAGUAUGAAUACAGAGGAAAAGAGCUUGGACCAGAAUCGUCAAAUUGGCAAUGACUUCUCCGCGAAAAAGAAAUGUUCAGAGGCCGCUGUUUCUAGAUCAAGCAACAGCCAUAAACAGUCUACAACUAGGAAAGUGUCUAAACCAUCACACAACCCUAAAACCACCCAUAACAGUUGGUCAGCUUGGUCUCAAAGUAAGCAAGCUGCCUAUUCCGCUUAUUCACAGGCUGCCAUCCAAGUAACCGCCCAUUCGCAGGCUAGGAUUUCGACCACACCCUUACACUCACAGCCCGCUUCUGGCCUCGACGUCGCUACGUCCACCGUCCACUCUCAGGCAAAUUCAAGACAUGCUGAGCUCAGCCAUUAUGACCUCUUAAGACGGAAUAUUCACAACAGUCCAUUGUAUCCCCGAGUGCCCGUGAUUACCCCUCCACCGCAGCAGAGAAGACCUGAAGAAUCGGGGUUAAAAAUUGACCGAGUUUUCUCGAUGAAUCCACAAUGUUCCUCGAUGUACCAAACUGCAAUGCAACCCUGUCUACAAGCAGAGGAACUUUUGCGAAGCAAAAUUAUCCCUUAUCAUCCCUGCACACUUUGGGGGUCCCAACUUACACCAAACUCACCUAAACUAUCCAGUUUUGUGUCAGAGGAUAAGGAACGUUACGAAGAUGCAUAAACUAAGAUUUUUAAAACUCGGUCAUAUUCAUUUUUUCUGUGUUAAUCUACUUUC
Dendronephthya gigantea is the source of this 1201-nucleotide messenger RNA. Its product is annotated as protein fork head-like. The record is from RefSeq and is a predicted model, not a curated record. NCBI's taxonomy places the organism in Eukaryota, Metazoa, Cnidaria, Anthozoa, Malacalcyonacea, Nephtheidae. Bases 71 to 1147 code for a protein of 358 amino acids. Gene Ontology annotation, cellular component: nucleus. Gene Ontology annotation, molecular function: cis-regulatory region sequence-specific DNA binding; DNA-binding transcription factor activity. Gene Ontology annotation, biological process: regulation of DNA-templated transcription. The transcript has a single exon.